Lathyrus sativus (Indian pea) is the source of this 3084-nucleotide messenger RNA. NCBI's taxonomy places the organism in Eukaryota, Viridiplantae, Streptophyta, Magnoliopsida, Fabales, Fabaceae. The record is from the annotation of a GenBank genome assembly.
AUGAGCGUGAUUUCGCGAAACAUUUGGCCUGUUUGCGGGAGUUUGUGUUGUUUUUGUCCUGCAUUGCGAGAGAGAUCGCGACAUCCGAUUAAACGUUACAAAAAAUUGCUAGCUGAUAUCUUUCCUCGCACGCAGGAAGAAGAACCUAAUGAUCGUAAGAUCAGCAAAUUAUGCGAGUAUGCAUCGAAAAAUCCUCUUCGUGUUCCUAAGAUAACCAGCUAUCUUGAGCAAAGGUGUUAUAAGGAAUUGAGGAAUGAGAAUUAUCAAGCUGUCAAAGUUGUGAUUUGUAUUUAUAGGAAGUUGUUGGUUUCUUGUAGAGAUCAAAUGCCUUUGUUUGCAAGUAGCUUGCUUAGCAUCAUACAAAUUCUUCUUGAUCAAACGCGGCACGACGAAGUGCAGAUUUUAGGAUGCCAAACCUUGUUUGACUUUGUGAACAAUCAGAGGGAUGGUACUUAUAUGUUUAAUUUAGACGGGUUCAUUUUAAAACUGUGCCAUCUAGCUCAACAAAUGGGAGAUGAAGCAAAAAUACUGCAUUUGCGAGCUUCUGGGCUUCAAGUCCUUUCAGCAAUGGUUUGGUUCAUGGGUGAGUUCACUCAUAUUUCAGUUGAAUUUGACAAUGUUGUUUCGGUUGUUUUGGAAAACUAUGGGGAGAUCAAGCAAGAUUCUCAAAAUGAGAAUUCCACUAGGCUUUAUUCAUGGAAAGUGGUAGUGAAUGCCAAAGGAGAAGUCAAUGUGCCUAUGGAAGAUGCUGUGAGUCCUGGAUUUUGGUCGCGAGUUUGCAUACAAAAUAUGGCUAAGUUAGCCAAGGAAGGUACCACUGUACGGCGUGUUCUGGAAUCCCUUUUCCGCUAUUUUGAUAAUGCCAAUCUCUGGUCUCCAGAUCACGGGCUUGCUCUAUCUGUCUUGCUAGACAUGCAGUCUAUAAUUGAAAAUGCUGGACAGAAUACACACUUGUUGCUGUCCAUUUUAGUUAAGCACCUUGAUCAUAAGAAUGUCUUAAAGAAUCCUAAUAUGCAGCUUGAUAUCGUUAGUGUUAUUACCCAUCUUGCUCAACAAACAAGAGUUCAGCAAUCUGUGGCUAUAAUAGGUGCAUUGAGUGAUAUGAUGAGACACCUGCGAAAAAGCAUACACUGCUCUAUUGAUGAUUCAAACUUAGGGGCGGAAGUAAUACAAUGGAACCAAAAGUACAGAAUGGAAGUAGAUGAGUGCCUUGUACAACUAACAAUUAAGAUUUCAGACGCAGGUCCUGUUCUUGAUACCAUGGCUGUGUUGUUGGAAAACAUGUCUAAUAUUACAGUUAUGGCCAGAACCUUGAUUGCCGCAGUUUAUAGAACUUCUCAAAUAGUUGCUUCUAUACCCAAUUUGUCAUAUCAGAACAAGGCAUUCCCUGAAGCAUUAUUUCAUCAGUUACUCCUGGCAAUGGUCCAUGCAGACCAUGAAACCAGAGUGGGUGCACACCGCAUAUUUUCUGUUGUUCUUGUGCCAUCGUCAGUUUGUCCUCAACCUUCUUCUUUAAAUCCCCCCAUGCCAAAGACAACUGAUAUUCAGAGAAUGCUUUCGAGAAAUGUCUCCGUAUUUUCUUCUUCGGCUGCACUCUUUGAAAAAUUGGAGAAGAAGCAACUUUCCCCGCAAGAAGAUAGUCAGUCAGAUAGAAAGAGCAAUGAUAGCUCUGUUCUGAACAGAUUGAAGUCAAGUUAUAGUCGGACCACUAGUUCAAGAAAAUCAGCUAUGGCCAUAAGUGUAUCUUCAAGGGUUAAUAACCCUUCUAUGAUAAGUAGAUUGAAGUCAAGUUACAGCCGGGCAACUAGUAUUAAGAGGCCUCAAUUGCCUGUAACUGUUGAAGAAGGUGCUGCAAAUAGCUCCGAUAACCAACAGGUAUUGCCGAUUAGGCUGAGUACUCAUCAGAUUACCCUUUUACUAUCAUCAAUCUGGGUCCAGUCUAUCUAUCCCCUGAAUACACCUGAAAAUUUUGAAGCAAUUGCUCAUACCUAUAGCCUUGUCCUGCUAGUUGCUCGGAGUAAGAAUUCUUCUCAUGAGGCUCUAGUUCAAAGUUUCCAGUUGGCAUUUUCCUUGAGGAGCAUUUCUCUCAAUGAAAACGUUAAACUGCAAGCAUCACGCCGCAGGUCUCUCUUUACACUAGCAACAUCCAUGAUUAUCUUCACAUCCAAGGCCUACAACAUCCUCUCUCUCAUAUCUAUUGCAAAAAUGACAUUGACAGAUAGAACUGUUGAUCCUUUCCUUCAACUGGUUAAUGACAGCAAGUUACAAGCUAAGGUUGAUACAUCUGGCAAGCCAAGUAAAGUUUAUGGAUCAAAAGAGGAUGAUGAAGAUGCGUUAAAGUCACUUUCAUCGAUAAAACUAACUGAAAGCCAGUCAAAUGAAUCAUUUGUUACUAUGAUAGUGCAGAGUCUAGAAGAACUUUCAAUUGAAGCAUCCGUGUUAAAAGAACGGCUGCUUACUAACUUUUCACCAGAUGAUGCUUGUCCAUUAGGAGUCCAGUUGUCUCUUGAUACAACAGGAAACAUUUGCCAGUCUGGACUAAAGGAUGAUAAACAUUCUGAUAUGGUUGAUAUUCCACUAUUUACUAUUGAUGAUGACAUUCCAGCUUGCGGUUUGGAAAGCCAAGCUAAUGCUGAUGCACAACAACAGCCUUCAGAAAAUCGAAGCCUGAUUAGUGUUGAUGACAUUUUGGGUUCAGUUUUUGAUACAACACAUCAUGUAGGAAGGAUUUCUGUUUCAACACCUUCUAACAUGCCAUACAAAGAAAUGGCUCUCCAUUGUGAGGCCCUCCUCGCGGGAAAGCAACAAAAGAUUUCCACUUUCAUGGGUGCCAAUUCAUUACAUGGCUAUUCAUUCAGGAUUCUUGCUCCUACUGAUUACAACCAUGAAAAGGACGAACCCAAAAAUUCCAAUGUUCAACAGAGUUUACCUUUGGUGAAUGGAAAUCCAUUCUUGGAUUCACCCAGCACAUUGCCAGAGACUGUUCCAAGGCUUUGUGCCACAUCAUAUCAGCAAGAGGAUGCCUUCUUUCAACUGCCAGCAUCCCGCCCAUAUGACAACUUCUUGAAGGCUGCUGGUUGCUGA